Molecule: messenger RNA, 2426 nt
Organism: Lagenorhynchus albirostris (white-beaked dolphin)
Lineage: Eukaryota; Metazoa; Chordata; Mammalia; Artiodactyla; Delphinidae
Gene: IGFLR1
Product: IGF like family receptor 1
Source: RefSeq, a predicted model, not a curated record
GAAUCUGAUCCUGUGCCCCAAUAAGUGUCUCAAGCCUUUUGUGCCCUAAAACUAGCCCUGAGCCCCAUCUGAAGACGAGCACCUAAGUCCCAACCCCCAAACCAGCCUGAACCCCAAACCCAAGUCCAUCCUGGAUCUCUAAUCCUGAGGUCAGCCCCUGUGCACCUAUCCUGAGGCCACCCCCAGGAACUCUACUUACUUCAUCAAGUGCCAUGCCUUAUCCCAGAGCAGAGAGGCAGAACUGGGGGAUCUGCACACCAUCCCCAUGGCUCUGAUCCUCCUCUCUCCUGUCCCCAGGUCACCCCCAAGGUCCCAUACUGGCCACCGUCCCCGAGAAAGAAAUCGACGACGGUCCCCAGACCACCGGCAUGGCCAUUUCUGAGAUGCUGACCUUGCCCUCCACCCCUGGCAGGCACAUAUGUUCCUGGCCAGGACCCCUCCUCAAAGCCCCCUUAACUCCCUAGUGCCAUCUUUUCCAUGCUCCGGGUCUCCAUGAUGUAAUACCUUCAACACAGGGACCUUCUAUCGCCCCGCCCCUAAUAAAGUUCUAUAUUGAGGGUUUAGAGCUUCGUUGUUAGCUUGAGCCUGGCUGUGGGCUGGUUUCCUUCCACCCCCACAUCUGCUGAUGAAAAGGGGAAGUAGGGCUGGGCUCUGGCCACAACCUCAGCCAAGAAACUUACAACAACAGGUGGGAAAGCAGCAUGCCCAGGGUCCUAGAAACCCCCAAGUGGGACUGGUUGGGUGGGGCUGCCUUUGUGCUGAAACUUCAGCACGUCCAUCAGAGGAUUCUCAAGGGGGAGAUGCUUGGUUGUGGCAGGUCAGAGGAUUCCCAGUCUGGAGGAGAUUGGGGUUAGGAGCUAAGGUAAGAUUGCUGGGAGUUGGGUGGGAGUCUCCAGUGGGUGAUGGCUGGGUCCUCCAUGCCCACUGCCCUGAGAUGGGAAUAGGUAGUACCUAAUACUUAAGCUUACACUGUGCCAGGUGCCAGGUGUUCUAAAUGCUUUACUUCCAGUAAUGGUUUUACAUCUCCACAAUAACCUUCUAAGACAGGUACUAUUAUACCAUUUUACAGAUGGGAAAAGAGAGGGCAAGAAGAUGGCAGAGAUGGGAUAUAAAUCCACGCAGUCCGGCUCCAGAGUCCUCGCUGUAGCCAUCUUGAGGCCUUGUGGCUGCUCUGAUAACGGGCCAGGAGCUGGUCUGGGGCUGGAGAGUAGAUUCCUGGCUUCCAAAGGGGACUGGGGAUCCUAUGCCCCCACAUCCACUGCUUCCUUCUGCCCCGGUUUCCUGGCAAGUGCGGCAGAGGUGCUGUGGCAGGAAGUCCUGUGGUCAUGGCCCCCCAGAAGGCAGGCUCCGCCAGGAUGGGGCCCCUAUGCCUCCUCCUGGCUGCCGUGCUGCUCCUGGCCCAGGCGGCGCCGAGGAAGGCCUCUCAGCACUGCACGGAGUACCGGAACCCUGAGGACCUGUGCUGUGGCAGCUGCUUGCAGCGCUUCGGGCCGCCCCCUGCUCGGACCGAAUUUUCGGAAAACUGCGGGCCCGAUGAUGCGGGCAAUCACGUAACGCACCCCUUCAAAGAGUGUCCUCCUGGGCAGUGCAACCCCAACAGCGAGGAGCUAUGUAGCCCUUGUGGCGGCGGAGCAACGGCCCCCACUUCCUUGGGGAGCCGCGGCGGGACCCGGAGGCGCGGCAGACAGAAGCCGGUCCCUAACAAGGAGCCCUGCCCCCUGACACGUGGAAAGCUGAGCGUCCUUAGUUCCCAGGAGCCCAGCUUACCGGCGAUUUCCAGUCUCCUGUGGACAUCUGAGCACAAAGUCCCUCAGCAGGCCUGGCCGAGUUGGAGUUUUGACCUGUCCCUGGUGCUGGUUCUGCUCAUGACCUCAGCAGAAAUUCUCCUGCUCGCCCUGCAAAGGCACCGCCGUCGCCACCACCAGGGGAAAGCUGUCCAACACCCCUAUCCUGGCUUGGUUUGCAACGACCUCAACACCCACACCCUAUUCUCCUUGCACUUGUCCCCUCCAGGCUCCCUGGAGGCUUCAGAGGCAGGGGACUCAGGGAAGGAGGUCCCUCUGCCUCCACUCCUAGGCAGGGAGCUGCCAAGUCUGGAAUCACAGCCGCUGUCUCGCCUCCUGGAUGAGCUGGAAGUGCUGGAGGAGCUGAUCGUGCUGCUGGAUCCUGAGCCUGGGCCAGGUUGGGGGAGAGCCUGUGGCAGCACUCGACACCUGGCUGCAAAAUAUGGACUGCCUGCUGCCUGGUCCACUUCCGCCUACUCCCUGCAGCCCAGUCGCUGGCCUCGGUGGGCCCUGAUGGAGAUGGUGGUGGCAAGGGAGCCCUCUGCCUCUCUGGGCCAGAUUGGCGCACCUGCCCAGAGAGGGCGGGCAGAUGCACUGCAGGUGCUGUCCAAGCUUGGCUGAGCUGGGGCCUGCCCAGCCUAG